UCGAAUUUAUGUUUUACACGCAAUACUCCGAUAAAAUGAUUAAUCUAAGUUACUUAAACAUGCAAGACAUCGUAUGUAUUAUAAACGCCAGGGUAAAUAUGCUGGCCGACACCAUACCACAUUGCGCAUAAUGAGCAGCAGAGUCAACGCUGCAUGUAAAACUGUCGCCACUAGGUCUGACAAAAAUAUUGUGGAGAACAAACAAAUUUUGCCCAAGUCUGGAGAGCAUUCAGAAGGCCUAGUUUUGUAUGAUAAUUGUAAUACUCUGAUAGAAGUCACUGUGAAAACAAAAGGGCGUAAGCGUACAUCAACCAUGGUCAGCAGCAGUCCCACUAGUCAUAAGGGAGUAGAAGAGAAAAGGAGACCUAGUAGCAGUGGUGAUUCUCAUCAAAGUUGGACUAGAAUUUUAAGAGAACAGAAUAGAGCUACUAUAAAACAAGGUUUGCAACAGUUAGUUAGCAGGACACCUGUUACAAAGUCAGCAAAGCAUGGAUCUGACGCUAAAGAUUGUAAAAAACAAUCUUUAAGCCAUCAAAGACAAGAACACAAACAUUUGGAUGAGGUUCCUGUUAAACAGUCAGCUUCACAGAAGCGAUUAGAAGAGCAGAUAAAAGUUACACCACGUACAUCACAUCCAUCAACUACAUCAUUGCCAAGCAGUGUUGAAUCUAUUUUAGUCAUAGAUAGAGGUGUACAGUGUGGUGGAAUAUUUGAUUCUACUGAUGACAGAUUUGGUGUAUUCAAUCCAAUUCGUACACUAGGUUUUUUAAUGAAGGAAUUAGAAGACUUGGUUAACGACGACAAAGCCAGUAAAAUUCUUACCGAUAUGGAGCAAGUGUUGCUUAGAAUAUCAGCAGAAUCUGGGAAAUCACUUAUUAUGGUACAUACACUUGAGUUGGAAGAAACAAGUAGAAAAAUGAAUGCUAUGUACGAAACGUUGCGAGAAGAGCGUGAUUCUUUACAACGGCAAGUUCAUAAACAAGUCGUACUGUUGAACGAAGCUCGAGAAAGGCAGUUAGAUUUAGAAACGACUGUAAAAACCUUGAGGCAAGAGUUGGAGGAGGCGAUAAAAACGGCUCUAGCCAAAGACAAGACAAUAACUGAAUUAAAGGAAGGAAUGAAAGGCCAAGAAUUUUCUCAAAAAGUUAUAGUAGAUUUGAGAACAAAUCUUGCUGAACAAACGGAACUUGCAAGGCAACGACACUUAGAGGUGCAAUACUUGACCCUUGAAAAAGAUAAAUUAUCUGUUCUAUGUUCGUAUAAGGAUUCAUUGUUAAUUGAACUUCGGAAUGCGAUCAAGGAGUUGCAAAACCAAAUUGCAGAUCAAUUAAGCAAUUUAAAUAUAUACGUUCACGAAGAAAGUACCAAUCCUCAAAUGUCACUGGUUCACGGAGGUCUUGCAUGUUCCUCGCCAACUUCUACAUCUUCCAGAGAAUCUAAUAUACCUACUUCCUGGCACGACAUAUCAGAUGUUUCCCUGUCCACUAUGGGGCACAAUCCAUUGAACAGUAUCGAUAACCACAAAUUUUUGGGAAAAUCGAAAAUAAUAACGGCUGCUUCGGACAGUCAUCUUAGGAAUUUGGAGAAAAAACGAACGAAAAACAUUAAAGAAUGUCGAACUAAAGAUUCUGCUAAUUUAGAGUUCGUUAGUUUACCAUGUGGCGAAUCUUCGCUCACACUGUUACCUUCUUACAAAGAUCUUGGCUGUACAGAAAAUAGUCAAUUAGUUACCAAGGAAAAAGAGGAUGCGACAACAUUACCGGUUCAUAAAAGGAGCGAUAAUUUGCGUAAUUCUACGAGCUUAAAUUCGCCUCCCGAGAAACUUGACAAGACAAAAUCAAACAUAAAAGAUUCGCCCAAAGCUCAAAAGUUGUUAGAAUUGCAUAGGAAGCAAAGUUUAGAGAAGAAAUCAAGCGUAAUCGAUGGGUCUAAUACCUUAAAAAACAAUGUAGCACAUAAUCUGUUAGGUUCUACUAUAACGGAACAGUUUCAGAAUAUGUUCCAUGAUAUCAGAGUUCAAAGUAGGAUACCGGUUAAUGUACCAAGUCCACCGAGGAGUUAUCCCCAUCCCGAUUGGAGCGAUAGCACCUUACCGAGUAUCAGUACUGCUUCUGAAUUAAAUGUGAUACCAUCGAACGACACGUAA
Molecule: messenger RNA, 2146 nt
Organism: Dufourea novaeangliae
Lineage: Eukaryota; Metazoa; Arthropoda; Insecta; Hymenoptera; Halictidae
Exons: 8
Coding region: 74-2146 (690 amino acids)
Source: RefSeq, a predicted model, not a curated record